AUGUUUCCAUUCCAACAAAGUAGUGAUGAACUUUGGUCCCAAAUCUCCUCUAAUCCCUACCAAGAAGAUAUUGAUCAAGAUCAGGAUCUGAUAUUGGACCAAGAUUCGCUUCAUGGAACUAGUAACCUAACUACCUCAUCAGUGGAAGUCCAGCAGACACAUGAAAUAUUAGCAGCUACAAAUGCUAAUAAUCGUAGUGGAAAUAUUGUUUGUGAUGAGAAGAAGGUUACUCGAAAGGAAAUCGAACGGCAAAGGAGGCAACAAAUUUCCACUCUUCAUGCCUCACUUCGAAACCUCCUCCCACUUGAAUCAAUUCAGGGAAAGCGCUCAAUGUCUGAUCACAUGAAUGAGGCUGUGAAAUAUAUCGAGCAUCUAAAGGGAAACAUCCAAGGAUUGAGUGUCAAGAGAGAUAAGCUCAAGAACUUGUCUAACUCUAGUGCUUUUGAACAAGGGACUGAAAUUGCAGACCAUAAUUUGCUGGACAGUGUUACGGUCCGCCAGUAUUUGGGUGUAGUGGAGAUUGUCGUAAGUAGAGGCUCUGGAGAGGAAGGGAUUCUUCUAUCAAGAGUGCUAGAAGCAGUACUUGAAGAGGGAUUUGAUGUUGCUAGCAAUCUGAACUGCAUUGAUGCAGAUGGGCUCCAAAGAAAACUAAAUGAUGUGAUUUCAGUGUCAUGA
Dovyalis caffra is the source of this 675-nucleotide messenger RNA. Lineage: Eukaryota; Viridiplantae; Streptophyta; Magnoliopsida; Malpighiales; Salicaceae. The record is from the annotation of a GenBank genome assembly.